This is a messenger RNA of Ipomoea triloba (trilobed morning glory), 1258 nucleotides long. RefSeq lists its product as uncharacterized. NCBI's taxonomy places the organism in Eukaryota, Viridiplantae, Streptophyta, Magnoliopsida, Solanales, Convolvulaceae. The record is from RefSeq and is a predicted model, not a curated record. Gene Ontology annotation, molecular function: S-adenosylmethionine-dependent methyltransferase activity. The coding region runs from base 150 to 995 and encodes 281 amino acids. The transcript has 6 exons.
CCCCCAUCUCCACCUCUCUUUUUCCGCCCCUGCGCGUGGGUCUGUGCCAAAGCAAAACGGGGUGUGAAAAGGGAAGAAGAGGAGCGCAAAGGCUGAGCAAGAUUGAAAGGAGAGCAUAUAAUACAGUAUUAUAAUCAAAGGGAGAGAAAAUGACUAGUCCCUCACUGGGAAUGAGGCUCUCUGUGUUGCCUCUUCCUCCAAAUUUCUCCAAAAUUGUUCAUUUAUCGCUCAAUAACUGCUGCCCUUUCACCGUCACUUCCCAGUCUAUCUGCGCUUAUUCUGCUUCUUUCCCUCAGAGAAGAGGUGCUUCGCCAAGGACAUCUACUCGUAUACAGACGUGGCUUCAUGGAAAUGAUGAAAGACAUCAAAGGAAUUGUGAUCUGGGGAAUGAAGAUGAAUACACAACUCAGAUGUUUGGUUCUGAUGAAGAAUUCACCACCCAAAUUCCUACCCAAGCCCAAUCUGUUGUUGAAGGCUCAGGGGCAGUUCUGGUUUCAGAAUACAAGCCUGUUCCUGAUGUGGACUAUCUACAGGAGUUACUAGCAAUUCAACAACAAGGUCCAAGAAAUAUUGGCUUUUUUGGGACAAGAAAUAUGGGAUUCAUGCAUCAAGAGCUUAUUGAGAUUCUCAGCUAUGCCUUGGUUAUAACGAAAAACCAUAUUUUUACAUCUGGUGCAUCAGGCACCAAUGCUGCAGUUAUAAGAGGUGCACUUCGUGCUGAGAAACCUGAACUGCUGACUGUUAUAUUGCCACAAAGUUUGAGUAAGCAACCCCCAGAAAGCCAAGAGUUACUGUCUAAAGUGAAAAAUGUAGUAGAGAAACCUUAUAAUGACCAUCUCACAUUGAUAGAAGCCAGCAGGCUGUGUAACAUGGACAUCAUCUCACAAGUACAGCAAGUCAUUUGCUUUGCGUUUCAUGACAGCAGGUUGCUAAUGGAAACAUGUCAAGAAGCGAAACAAAUGAGGAAAAUUGUUACCCUCUUUUACCUUGAUUAAUGGAGAGGAUCAAUGUUUGUUCAUCCCAUUGGUUUUGGGGUGAAUGCAUUGCAAAAUUCUUUUUUAUUGGUGGUUGGUUCUUUUGUAGAUUAAAUUAAAAACAUAGAUGCUCUGCCUGGACAAGUUUAUAUACUCUGUAGAAAUCUGGCCAAUUUGUGCCUUGCUCAAUUUAGAGAUAGGGGAAAAAUGGAUUCUCAUUGUUAUUUAUUGGGUAUAAUAUUUCUGCUUCAAAGAGGAGUUUAUGUAUUCCAUUAUUUACUGUU